AAAUAAUAAAUUGCGCGAUUAAAAAACUUAUCUUGUGCGCUACAGAAUUAUCGCUUAAUUAUGGUAAUUAUUUCUGUUAAAGUGCAAAUCAAAUAUGUUCUGUGUAUCGUGCUGUAUUUUAUUUUCUGUUUAAUAUUGAUCAAGAUGUUAAAACAUUUUGACUCAAAAGACGUUAUAAGCGUGACAAUGCGCCACACGCAACCACAAAAAUCUCGUUUUGUAAAAUCCGCAAACAUAAUUAAGAAAAAUAUCGAGUUCGAAGUCAACAUGUUGCGAAGAGACGAAUUGAAAGGCGAAGCUAUUGAUUUGCAGAAGAGCGCGACACUUCUCCAACAGAUGUCGGACACCUGUACGAAGUACAACUUGAAGACUCCUCUUGUGAAGAAACAUUUUUUAUACAACAAUAAACAUAAAUCUUUAUAUUGUUGGAUCCGCAAAGUCGCGUCCACCAGUUUCACCAAAUUAUUCUCCGACAUGAACAAUCGUCAAAUCACCCAUAACUUUUACAAGGAAGUGGACUUUCUCUCGCCGGAAAAUAUAAAAGAGUUGCAGAAUUUGAUUCACAACAAUGACGUCUUUAAACUGCUCGUCGUCAGACAUCCGUUUCAACGACUAGUCUCAUCGUAUAGAGACCGUAUCGAAGACAACACCAGACACACCGCGCAGAGCUGGCUUUAUGCCCGUCAGAUCUUUUAUCUUUCGAGACCAGAACUCUUUCGUUCCAACGUGUCGACUGGUAACAGUUUGCAACGAAUAUUCUCGCCGGAUAGAAGGCUGAAAAUAGUGCCUACUUUUCGAGAAUUUCUAGAGUGGCUGCUGAAGCAACCGCCGCGUCACGACGACGUUCAUUGGGCGCAAUAUCACACUCACUGUGCAGUUUGUAACGUAAGUUACAAUUUUAUUCUAAAAUUGGACGAUUACACUCUCGGGGAGAUCAAUUACGUUCUGUUGAAACUGAAGUUGGACAGAGAUAAGGUUUAUCUGCCCAGACUGCAACGUACUCGCGCUGAAGCCUCUAACUUCGAUGUAACGUGCAGAUACUUCAGCAACUUGACCACCGAUAUGGUCUCGCAGCUAUACGAAAGGUACAAAAUGGAUUUCAAGAUGUACAACUACAAACCGGACAAAUAUUUACAUUGCGCUAAGAGAAAAAAUUAAUAGCACACAAUUUUACCGCACAA
Pseudomyrmex gracilis is the source of this 1181-nucleotide messenger RNA. RefSeq names its product carbohydrate sulfotransferase 11-like. Gene Ontology annotation, cellular component: membrane. The transcript is spliced from 5 exons. Gene Ontology annotation, molecular function: sulfotransferase activity. Gene Ontology annotation, biological process: carbohydrate biosynthetic process. The record is from RefSeq and is a predicted model, not a curated record. The coding region runs from base 61 to 1158 and encodes 365 amino acids. NCBI's taxonomy places the organism in Eukaryota, Metazoa, Arthropoda, Insecta, Hymenoptera, Formicidae.